CUAAUUGGUCCCCGCAGAUUUUAACUUCUGGUUCUGAUUAAAUUUCCAUAUCAAUUGAUUCAGCCUUGUCACCAACGUCAGCUUUUCACUGCCUCACCACUAAAACGUGCACUACCUCUACAAACCAGUCACAUCGUCAUAACAUCGCCACGAUAUUGUUACAAUAUUAGCUGUUUACCAAAUCUAGGAAGGAUCUCUCUAUUUGGAAUCGCAACAUGGCGGCGGAACAACGAAAGCUGCUAGAGCAGCUCAUGGGCGGCCCGCAAACCUCGCGCGCAUCCCAAGUCUCGCUGACCGAUCCCAAAGUCUGCCGCUCCUACAUCGUCGGCACCUGCCCCCACGACCUCUUCACCAACACGAAGCAAGAUCUCGGCCCGUGUCCCAAGAUCCACGCCGAGUCGCUCAAGACGGAGUACGAGGCCCUGCCCGAGCCGGCGCGCCAGAAGUACGGCUUCGACAUCGAUUACGCGCGGGACCUGCAGAAGUACAUCGAGGAGUGCAACCGGCGCAUCGACGCGGCGCAGCGGCGUUUGGAAAAGACGCCCGACGAGAUCCGGCAGACCAACGUGCUGCUCAAGACCGUGUCGGACCUGAGCUCGACCAUCAACUGCGGGCUGCAGGAGGUGCAGAUCCUGGGCGACCUGGGCGAGGUCAGCCGCGCGUACGAGGAGUUCUUCAAGGUGCGCCAGGCCGCCCAGGCCAAGAUGGAGCGCGAGCGCGAGCUCAAGACCCUGGCCGACACUAGCGGUCCGUCCGGCCACCAGAAGCUCCAGGUGUGCGACGUCUGCGGCGCGUACCUCUCGCGGCUCGACAACGAUCGUCGGCUCGCCGAUCACUUUUACGGAAAGAUGCAUCUCGGCUACGCGCAGAUGCGCAAGACGUACGAUUCCCUACCUAAGGACCUAAGGGGUAGGCCGCGUCCGGCACUCCAGGACGACGGCCCCAUGAGGGACGAGGGCGGUUACGGAGAUGGAUGGAAAGGAGGACCUCGGGGACCCCGACGCGGUGGCUAUGGAGGCAGAAGCGGACGCGGUUUCCGUGGUGGAUGGUAAUGCGGCAUCCAUGAUACCAAUGCAUACUGCGGAGUUUCUGGCGUUCGGGUCUGAGUGGUCAAAAAGUAGUAGACAUGAUAUCACUUUGGGACAGGCGGGCAUGCAAUACGUCUAAUAGUCCUCAAUUUCUGAGUAAUACAUAGCAUGCUUCUUUUUUCUCAUUUCAACGCUCUUUUGGUAUCUCUAAUG
Annulohypoxylon truncatum is the source of this 1241-nucleotide messenger RNA. Its product is annotated as LUC7 protein. The coding region runs from base 216 to 1052 and encodes 278 amino acids. Lineage: Eukaryota; Fungi; Ascomycota; Sordariomycetes; Xylariales; Hypoxylaceae. Gene Ontology annotation, molecular function: mRNA binding. The transcript is spliced from 2 exons. Gene Ontology annotation, cellular component: U2-type prespliceosome; U1 snRNP. The record is from RefSeq and is a predicted model, not a curated record. Gene Ontology annotation, biological process: mRNA splice site recognition.